Messenger RNA from Botrytis cinerea B05.10, 1917 nucleotides. It is a transcript of the gene Bcxdj1, whose product is annotated as Bcxdj1. The coding region runs from base 196 to 1482 and encodes 428 amino acids. Gene Ontology annotation, molecular function: ATP binding; Hsp70 protein binding. The record is from RefSeq and is a predicted model, not a curated record. Lineage: Eukaryota; Fungi; Ascomycota; Leotiomycetes; Helotiales; Sclerotiniaceae. The transcript has 4 exons. Gene Ontology annotation, cellular component: cytoplasm. Gene Ontology annotation, biological process: protein refolding; response to heat.
GCCUUACCACUUCCAUUUUCAUUCUUCGUACAAAUUUUAUUUGCCAUUUUGCACAUAACAUUUGUAUCUACUGAGGUGUUUUACUUUCCUUGUUUGUUUAAAAGCAUAGAAAAACAUCAAAUCCUGAGAUUACAAAAUUCUACAAUUCGCUGAACAAUCAAAGUUCCCCGCCAUCAAUUCUUGAGAAAUUUCAACAUGGCCACCAACGGCGCAUCGGAGGAUACGGAUCUAUAUGCCAUCCUAGGUAUAAGUAAAGAUGCUACAAAGUCUGAGAUUAAGAAAGCAUACCACAAAGCAGCGCUACAGCAUCAUCCCGAUAAGGUAGCAGAAGACCAAAGAGAGGAAGCAGACGAGAAGUUCAAGACAGUGAGCCAAGCCUACGAAAUUCUUUUUGACGAGGAGAAGAGGGAAAUGUACGAUGUUCACGGCAUGGCUGCAUUUGAUGGAAGUCGACCUGGUAUGGGAGCAGGCGGGGUUGAUUUGGAUGACAUUUUGGCGCAGAUGUUCGGUGGGGGAAUGGGUGGUAUGGGAGGUAUGCCGCCUGGAUUUGGGGGACCCGGAGGCCCACGAAAACCACGAAGGGGAGCGGACGAAGAGCAACCAUACAAAAUCACCCUCGAGGACCUGUACAAAGGAAAAACUGUAAAAUUUACGAGCAAGAAGAACGUAAUUUGCAGCCAUUGCAAAGGCAGUGGAGGAAAAGAGAAAGCCAAGCCAGAAACCUGUGGCAGGUGUAAGGGUAGUGGUGUCACCGUUGGUCUUAGAAGCGUUGGACCAGGACUUGUUACCCAAGAAAGAGUUACGUGCGACACUUGUUCAGGAGCUGGUACAAAUUAUAAAGAGAAGGACAAGUGUAAGAAGUGCAAAGGAAAACGUACCACCAAGGAACAAAAGUCAUUGGAGUUAUAUAUACCCAGAGGUGCCAGAGACGGAGAGCGAAUUGUUUUAGAGGGUGAGGCUGAUCAGGUGCCUGAUCAAACGCCUGGCGACAUCGUCUUCAUUCUUGAUGAAGAAGAUCACGAAACGUUCCAGAGAGCUGGCGAUGAUCUUUCUGCAGAGCUCAGCAUUACUUUAGCUGAAGCCCUCACAGGGUUUUCAAGAGUGGUCUUAAAACAUUUAGAUGGACGUGGUAUCUCGAUAAACCAUCCUCCAGGAAAGGUACUGGAGCCCGGGCAAAUCUUGAAGAUAGAGGGCGAAGGUAUGCCUUUGAAGAGAAGCGACUCCAAGGGUGAUUUGUAUUUGAUUGUGAAAAUUGAAUUUCCCCAGAAUGGUUGGACAGAAGAUGCGGCUACAUUCUCCACUCUGCAAUCAGUUUUGCCUAAACCUGAGCCACCAAUCACGGCCGAGGAGGUUGAUGAGGUGGAAUACGAUUCAGAUGCCGACAUUGAAGAUUUCGGUGCAAAUUCUGGAGACCCUCGUGCUGGUGGCGAAUGGGAAGAUGAUGAAGAAGAUGAAGGAGGUGCUCAAUGUGCUACCCAAUAAACCUUUGGAAAUAGACUAGAAUUAUGCGCGUCAAGACUCGAGUUACCAACUGGUAGCACAUUCUGGGUUGGGUCACUUGGGAUAUAGAGCGGUAAAUGGGACUGCGGUAGAAGAAGUUGUGGAAGGCAUGGCGUUCCGGGAUUUGUUCCAGCAAACAUUGUAAGAAAUUCCCAAUAAUGAAGCGCCAUAUUUCCGCAUUACAACUUAAAUAUUGCACCUUCCAUAAUCGAAAAGGGAUACUGCUUCGAAGAAAUGCCAUCUGUUUCUAUUUUGUAGCAUGUAUCCAUUCUGUUGUUUGUCGAAGUGAUGCAGGAUUAUCGAUACCUAGAUCCAACUGAGUUUUGCAUCUUGAAUUUUAUACAUGACAAAUUUCGAAUAAUCUGAAACCUGAAUGACCAUAUUCUCAACUACACUUAUUAUUAAAUACAAUUUACA